Messenger RNA from Microplitis mediator, 1326 nucleotides. RefSeq names its product venom acid phosphatase Acph-1-like. The transcript has 6 exons. The coding region runs from base 121 to 1290 and encodes 389 amino acids. Gene Ontology annotation, biological process: dephosphorylation. The record is from RefSeq and is a predicted model, not a curated record. Lineage: Eukaryota; Metazoa; Arthropoda; Insecta; Hymenoptera; Braconidae. Gene Ontology annotation, molecular function: phosphatase activity.
CAACAUCAGUGUCCGCGCGAUCUCCCGCGAAUUAAUUUCAAAUUACUCGUGUUGGUUUAUCGAUCAGUCGAUCAAUCAAGUGAUCAAUUAAAUUAUAUCAAAAUUUGUUUUUCAUAUAAAAUGAUAACUAUAAGAUUAGUGUAUGCAAGUAUUGCGUUAAUUGGUACGGCUGGAGCAAUACCACUAAGUAAAUCCUAUGGAAUAUCAAGUACGGAAAAAAAUCAAAAAACUUUACGACAAGUGACUCUAUUAAUGAGACAUGGAGAGCGGGCACCGGUAGAUACUUAUCCGAAGGAUCCGUAUAUUAAUUCGACGAUGGAUCCUUAUGGCUGGGGACAAUUAACUGAUAAAGGCCGUUUAAAUGUUUACAACAUAGGUUUAUAUCUUCGAGAUCGUUACGGUGAAUUUUUAGGCGAAGAUUAUUCACCAGAUAAAUUUUGGCUACAAAGUACUUCAGCAGAUCGUGCAAAAAUGACAGCAAUGAUAUUGUCCGCGGCACUGUGGAAGCCCAGUGAGAAACAAAAAUUUAAAUCCGAAAUUGAUUGGCAACCAGUUGCACUUCAUUACUGGACCAGGCCCGAAGAUCAACUCCUGAUUAUUUGGAAUGCAUGUCCAAAAUUAACUGUCGAGCGACUGAAAGUUGAUGACGAUCCAAUUGUGCGGCGAAUUAACAUUAAAUUUAAAGAUAUGUACGAUUAUAUCGAAAAAAAUUCUGGAUGGCCCAUGAAUAAUCCUGGUGAUGUUGCUAAUAUCUACAGUACUUUGAAUGCUGAGGAAGCGAUGGGUAUAGCGAUGCCUGAAUGGAUUCGUCAGUACUACCCUACGAAAAUGUCAUCACUGAUGAGUUUCAGUCUCUCGCAGAACGUCUUCAACGACAAGCUGCGUCGCCUAGCAGGUGGGCCAUUCAUAUCGAAGAUGGUCCGCAAGAUGGAAGACCGAGUUACAGGAAACCUCAAGCCCAAGGCGCGUAAAAUGUUUGCAUACAUAGCCCACGACAAUUCAGUUGUUAAUUUGCUGUCGUCAAUGCGCGUGUGGGACGGCAAGGAACCGGGUUUCAAUGCGAUGAUCCUCAUCGAGUUGCAUGAAAUCAAGGGCGACUGGAAUGUUCAGUUGUUUUAUCGCAAUGCACCAGAUUACGAACUUCGUCCGCUAAUUAUUCCUGGCUGUGAACAAAUGUGUCCACUUAAAAAAUUUAAGGAAUUAAUGGAACCAAUGAUAAUAGACGACUACGAAUCAGAGUGUAAAGUCGACGACCCGAAUUAUAAAAUUCCCCCACCACCGCCAGCUUAAAAAGUAUUAAAAAAAAACAAUAAACUGUUAACUUAU